UCAUUUUUUCCCCAUCUUGGAUCCAAAUCUUAAUUCCUUGCUCCUAUUUUGGGUGCCGAUCAAUUUCCAAUGUUGUGUAACCUUAGACAAAUGUCGUUCUUGGAUUUUUUUGUUUGAUCUGUGGUCUCAAUUUGGUGAUUGUGUCGCCGGAUUCGUCCCGGAUUGGGAACAUCUUUUCCGUGUAAGAGAGGGGGCUAUUUGCGUAGUGGCGGCCAUGAUUUGUCCUAUAGUAUGGCUCGGCCUCGUAACCUUAGAGGGGUGAUUUCGUCAUUUAGCGGCAAUUCCUGCCAUUGUGCUACGUUAGGGUUUCUGAAACUUAACGUGACUAAGCAUUCCCGUACUGACGGCGUCGAAGAGGAGGAGAUCGAAGUCCGGGUCAGCCGCCAUUGCCGGGAUCCACCGCUUAGGCGCCCUCGCAGCACGAUCCCUCGCCCGACGGGUGUUCGCGCCGCCGCCUAUGCACCGCCGGUCCUUCGGCGCCACGGCGCUGGCGGAGGUGGAGUACUGGACGGAGUGGGAGGAGCGUCGCCGCGGCUGCAGUGGCCACAGAUGCUUGUGAUUGCGAAUGUUGUGAACGAAGGGAGGUUGGUGCCAGAGGAAAUCAUAUUUGGGUUGUUGUCGAAAAGGCUCGAGGAAGGAUAUCAGAGAGGUGAAAUUGGAUUCAUUCUUGAUGGAAUCCCACGUACGAGGAUCCAAGCUGAGAUCCUUGAUCAAAUAGCAAAUAUAGAUUUGGUAGUGAACUUACAAUGCCGAGAUGACUGCUUGGUGAAGAAACACUUUGGUGCUGAUAUUUGUUCACACUGUGGGAAGACAUUUGAUUCUAGCAAUUCAGAGUCAACAAGCCUUAAUCUCUGUUUGGCUACACGAACACGACAUGCACAACUAAAAUCAUCUGCUGCAGUGGAUAUGAAGGAUUCCUGCAUGGAGAAAUUCCGUGUCUAUUCUGAGCAGAUCAAGCAGUUGGAGGAAUACUAUAUGAAGCAGAAGAAGCUUUUGGAUGUCCAAGUGACCGGUGGCCCAGGUGAAACCUGGCAGGGGCUUUUAGCGGCGCUACAUCUCCAGCACAUGGACACUGCUACUUCACAGAAGCUCACAGUGUAGGUUUUUUUUGGCCAUUCUGGAAUUCAUUGGUACAAACGAAAAGAUCUGAGCGAUUCCCUCUGCCAGCCCAAACAAACUCUCUAGUUUUCCUUAUUACCUACCAUAUACCUAAUCAGUUUUGUAGAUGCAUGUUUGUAAUGUGAGACCUCUUAAGAGGAAUAUGUAGUCUCCCUUUCGAGCAGUUGCUGCUGCUUAUGUUUUGUUGAUGGAUGCGGAAUCAUCCAAAUCGGUGUUAUACUGCGGCUGUGACCAGAUUAUUUGAGAGCUAAUAAGCUGUUCCUUUCUGUCC
This is a messenger RNA of Musa acuminata AAA Group (dessert banana), 1390 nucleotides long. RefSeq names its product probable adenylate kinase 7, mitochondrial. The transcript has 4 exons. The record is from RefSeq and is a predicted model, not a curated record. Gene Ontology annotation, cellular component: mitochondrion; cytoplasm. Bases 232 to 1101 code for a protein of 289 amino acids. NCBI's taxonomy places the organism in Eukaryota, Viridiplantae, Streptophyta, Magnoliopsida, Zingiberales, Musaceae. Gene Ontology annotation, biological process: nucleobase-containing compound metabolic process. Gene Ontology annotation, molecular function: ATP binding; AMP kinase activity.